Molecule: messenger RNA, 1254 nt
Organism: Grus americana (Whooping crane)
Lineage: Eukaryota; Metazoa; Chordata; Aves; Gruiformes; Gruidae
Gene: DNAJC22
Product: DnaJ heat shock protein family (Hsp40) member C22
Exons: 3
Coding region: 204-1181 (325 amino acids)
Biological process (GO): endocytosis
Cellular component (GO): plasma membrane; early endosome
Source: RefSeq, a predicted model, not a curated record
GUCUGGGGGGGGGGAGCGGUGCCGCGGGAGCUCCCCGGGGAGAGGUGGGUCAGGGUGGGCUGGAGCCCUGCCGACACCGGGACCGGGGGGCCGCGGGGGUGCACCAGCCCCGGGGUGCCGGAUGCCGGGGCUGUGCCAGCGCCUGCCGUGGCGGUGACCCCCAGGGUGGCCCCACCGAGCCGGUGGCCACAGCCAGGGGAAGGAUGGCCAAGCGGCUGCUGGUGGCCUACGGGCUGUGGGCGCUGGGGGGGCCGCUGGGGCUGCACCACAUCUACCUGGGCCGGGACAGCCACGCGCUGCUCUGGAUGCUGACGCUGGGCGGCUUUGGUGGCGGCUGGCUCUGGGACUUCUGGCACCUCCCUGCCUGGGUGGCCGCCGCCAACGGGACCGGGGUGGCCGGGGACCGCGGUGGGACCGUACCGUCCCUCAGCCCCCUGCGCCUGGCGGGGCAAGUGACAGUGGGGAUGUAUUUCGGACUGGUGGCGGCGCUGGGGCUCCCCUGGGUGCCGGCGUUGCUGGCGCAGCCCCUGGCCGUGGGACUGGGAGUGCAACUGGUGUCCUCGGUAGGCGACCAGACGGCGGAGGCACCCAGCAUCCUGGCCGCAGCCUUCCUCGCAUCCCUCCUCUUCCAGGGCUGGGUGCUGGCAGUGCUGCCCACCAGCCUGGCCGCCAGCAUCGCUGCCCAGCGGCACCGGCGCUACAAGCCCCACGGGAUGCCGCGGCCCCGGCUGGCUGCCCGGCUCUACCACCUGGGGCUGGCGUGCCUGGCCUUCGCCGCCCCGCUCGCCUGCCGCGGGCUCUGCGGUGCCGCCGGGGUGCUGGGCACCCUCCUGGCCCUGCCCCGCGCUGCCACCGAGCUCCUGCUCCUGCCCCUCCGCGCCGGCCGGCUCCUGGCAGAGAUCCUGGGCUUUGCCGGCGGCUCCCCGGCACAGGAGUACGGUGCCGGCUUUGAACCAAGCGGCUGGAGCGAACGGCAGCAGCGGGCGUACGAGGUCUUGGGUCUCCCAGCCGGCUCCCCCGCCGAGGACGUGCACCGGAGCUACCGGGAGCUGGUGAAGGUUUGGCACCCAGACCACAACCGGCACCGGGCCGAGGAGGCCGAGAGGCGCUUCAUCGAGGUGCAGGAGGCCUACGAGGAACUGGCGGGGUCCAGGAGAGCGGCGGCGGCGGCGGCGGGGUGACGCCACCGGCAGCCCCCUCCGCGCCCGGGACCGAGAGCCGCGGGAGGAUUCGUAAACACGAGGGUUCCCUCUC